This is a messenger RNA of Gadus morhua (Atlantic cod), 2038 nucleotides long. RefSeq names its product V-set and immunoglobulin domain-containing protein 1. The record is from RefSeq and is a predicted model, not a curated record. The transcript is spliced from 7 exons. NCBI's taxonomy places the organism in Eukaryota, Metazoa, Chordata, Actinopteri, Gadiformes, Gadidae. Gene Ontology annotation, biological process: maintenance of gastrointestinal epithelium; epithelial cell morphogenesis. The coding region runs from base 125 to 1057 and encodes 310 amino acids. Gene Ontology annotation, cellular component: plasma membrane.
GUACAUCCAUACAGUCCAUUAGUUCUCCAUUCCCUCCCCAGGCUCACACGCUCCAGAGCCUCUCAACGGGACGGCGAACACAACAUCCAGGACAGCUCCUGCCGUCUGACCCUCACCCUGAAACAUGGCCUUCGUCCUAACCUUAGCGGUGCUGCUCAGUGUUACAGGCUGUGCGGAGCUGAUCACCGUCACCUCGCCCCAGAGGUACGUGAACGUGACGGUGGGAGGGUCGCUCCUUCUCCAGUGCUCCUUCAUCAGCACCACCAAGGAGACCACCAACCUCGUCGUCAUGUGGAACUUCGUGGAGAAAUCCUCCAGCAGCCUCAAGCAGAUCUACUACUCCCAGGCGGAUCAGGACGUGGUCCCCCCGGAGUACAAGGGGCGCCUCUCCCUGCCCCCCUCCCACGGCACCGGCGGAAACGUCUCCAUCGGCAUCAGCAACAUGCAGACGGCCGACUCCGGACUCUACACCUGCGAGGUCCGCAACUCCCCCGACAUCGGCGGCAAAACGGAGGCCAGCAUCGUCGUUCAAGUGCUCGAGCCCCCGUCGGCCCCAUUCUGCGCCGUGCACGGAGACGUGGCCGUGGGCCACCUGGUGACCCUCACCUGCCACAGCGAGAAGGGCAGCCCCCCCCCCACCUACACCUGGGUCAGGCUGGACCAGGCCCGGGCCCGGCAGCCCAUCAUGGCUCGAGUGACUCCGACUGGAAUCCUGGAGAUCCGGAACAUCUCUGAGUUCAAGUUCGGGGAGUACCAGUGUACCUCCACCAACGCCGUGGGCACCUCCACCUGCAUGGUGGAGCUCAGCCAGGAGGCGGAGGACGGGGUGAUCGCGGGCGCGGUGAUCGGCGCUCUGUUGGGCUGCCUGCUGAUCGCCCUGGUGGUCUGGUUCAUCGCCCACCAGGUCAAGAAGCACCGCUACGCUGCCGUCAAGACCCCGGCCGCCGAGAUGAAGGGGAGUAGUCGUCCGCCUCCUGCGACGUCAGCCGUUUCUAUGGAGAUGUCGUCUCCCAGCCACGACAGUACCCAUGGUGAUGAUGACGAGGCGCGCGCUUGAAGCCCCCCGGUACCAAACCUCGCGGGGACGUGCAACACCGUGGUUGUUUCUACAGGCACUGAUGCAUCGGGGUUAUUGUUUCUGUUUUUUUGUACGUGUUUUUAGUUUAACAGUAAUGAGUUUUUCCUGUGAUUCGACAAUAUUUGAAGAGAAGCCAAUGUCGGUGUCUUAACAUUUAUUUUGCAUUUACUUCCAUGUAAAAUGAUUUAGGCCUACAAUUAUUUUCUAUUCCGUGUCCAAAAUUUGGCCUUCAUUUACAUUUAUAAAUGUUGUCCUAUUUGCAUGUGCAUAGUAAAUGUUAGUUCGACGGAUGAGGCCUAAAUGAGAAUAUGAAUCAACAUUCCUCCACUUAGUGUCCACGUGACAUAACCUCGCAGUCAGCUUUGAACUUAUGACAGCGCGUCGGACGACCACGUGGGCUGCUUUUACAACCGAUAACCGCAGAAUGAGAUAAGAUGAUGAACGUUAAGGUCCCAUGAUAAGAUGAUAAGACGUUAAGGUCCCUGCACGGCAGCUUCAGCGACACAACUCUGUUUCACAUGUUUAGUAAGAUGAAAGUGAACAGCGAACGCAAACAAACUGCAGUCAGGCCCAUAUUAACGCUUUUAACGUUAAUCUUUAAGCCAACCAGUCCGAGUCGGAAUGGUACUUAAGGUCUUUAGUUGUUGUAGCAACGGAGUGCAUUCUGAGCAAAGGUGCGUCUCUACUCUUGUUGCAUCACCGCGCGCUGACGACUCCCGUAGGACCCCUUGGAGAUCGGGUCCAACAGGUCAUCCGUCACGGGACGCCGCCGAUCACCUGACGCGUUGGUUGAAAUCUUUAGUUCCAGAAGCUGUUGAGGGAUCAUCUGAAGAACGGCUCUCUGUGCGGUUAAUCUUUUCUUUCUUCAAGCGGCGUCCUGACGCUUUUAAAUACCCGUUGUAAACGUAUUGCUUGUUUUGGAUUAUUUUUUUUGAUAAUAAUAAAAUUCCUCAUGCUCAC